Molecule: messenger RNA, 540 nt
Organism: Drepanopeziza brunnea f. sp. 'multigermtubi' MB_m1
Lineage: Eukaryota; Fungi; Ascomycota; Leotiomycetes; Helotiales; Drepanopezizaceae
Source: RefSeq, a predicted model, not a curated record
AUGGCACCCCAAGUCAACGGCGACGCUCCAUCCUCGGCAUUCCUGAGCCACCUCUUCUCCUACCCCGUCAUCUCCGACUCCAUCUCCACAUUCAAAUCCAACCCGUACGGCGCCAAGUCCCUCUCCCUCUCCUCUUCACUCACGCACACCUUCGCCGACCCCCUGAUGCCCUACCUGAGCAAGCCCUAUCAGUACGUCUCCCCGUACGUCAAGCGGGCCGACUCCAUCGGUGACUCGACGCUCUCGACGCUCGACUCCAAGUUCCCCGUCGUCAAGAAGCCGACCGGGGAACUGGUCGAGGAUGGCAAGAAGAUGGUCUUCUUCCCGCUGAUGAAGGGCAACGAGGGCAAGGAGUACGUGUUCGGCGUCUACGGCAGCGAGGUGAAGAAGGUCGGCGGCGACGGCAUCGUGACGUGGGGCAAGGCCGCGAUUGCGACGGGCCUGGUGGUGGGUGGUGAUGCCGUCGGCUGGCUGCAGGGCUUCUUGGCGGGGAAGAAGGCUGAGGCGAAGGAGGUUAGCAACGAGAAGUUGAACAAUUAG